Onychomys torridus (southern grasshopper mouse) is the source of this 288-nucleotide messenger RNA. It is a transcript of the gene Scgb1c1, whose product is annotated as secretoglobin family 1C member 1. The transcript has 3 exons. The record is from RefSeq and is a predicted model, not a curated record. NCBI's taxonomy places the organism in Eukaryota, Metazoa, Chordata, Mammalia, Rodentia, Cricetidae. Bases 1 to 288 code for a protein of 95 amino acids.
AUGAAGGGGAGCAGCACUCUUCUGCUGGUGGCUCUAACCCUGCUCUGCGUCUGUGGGAUGACCACAGCAGAGGAUGACAAUGAGUUUUUCAUGGAAUUCCUGCAAACGCUGCUGGUGGGAACCGCAGAAGAGCUCUAUGAAGGGCCCCUGGGCAAGUACAAUGUCAAUGACAUGGCCAAGUCGGCACUGGGGGAGCUCAAGUCCUGCAUUGAUGGCCUGCAGCCUGUGCAUAAGGAGCAACUGGUCAAGCUGCUGGUGCAAGUGCUAGAUGAGAAAGAGGACUCCUAA